Saimiri boliviensis boliviensis (Bolivian squirrel monkey) is the source of this 1685-nucleotide messenger RNA. NCBI's taxonomy places the organism in Eukaryota, Metazoa, Chordata, Mammalia, Primates, Cebidae. The record is from RefSeq and is a predicted model, not a curated record.
GGAUUACAGAUGUGAAGCACUGUGCCUGGCCAAUUUCUCUACUGGACAGAAGGAUAUACAACCUGCAACAAGUUCUCUAUGUUCCAACGCAUUAGCAAAAGUUUGGUCAAAGAGGUUGGAAAAGAUGACCUGACGCCUGUCAAAUGCCUAACCCAUGCCACCAAAUUACGUCAGUUUGCUGUAUUACAAAAGAUGAACUAUUCUCGUUCAUUGUUUUGGGAAAAGUGUGACUAUAUUCCACUUGACUUCUCCCUCAGUGACAUCCUGGAGUCAAGUUCUUCAGUCCCAGAUAAUGAUGUGAAUGGACCAUUAUAUUUCGGUGAUACUAUGAUCCAGAAAUGUGAGGCUGGCAUAGGUGUGAACGUUGGUGGAGAAUUGAGUGUGUCAGGGGAGGCCUCUGCAGACCAGGGAGGCUCCCUCGGGUAUCAGAUUGUGACCAUCUCAGCUCCAAACCUGGAAGGCUUUCAAAAAAGGAAACUGUUGCAUCCAGAGCCAAAAUAUCUAGAGGAAUGUCGGAUGAGAAAGGGCAACCUGUACGUGGUGACAGAUGCUGUUGAACUGAUCAGUGAUACUCUGCUGUGGGACAACAGAAGUAGCAAUCUUUCUGGGAAGAUUUCUCUUUGGAUUACUUCUGUCAAGGGUCAAAGUCAAGGAAAGAUUUGCAAAAAGAAGGAGAAGAAGCUAACUCUGAAGAAGGGCAUGGUGAUGGCAUAUAAGAAAAAGCAGCUGAUUUUUGAGGAAAAAGCCAUUCUCAUCACAGAUGAUACUGGACAGCGCACCUUUCAAGAUAUGGUAUUUUGUGAAGCCUGCACUUAUUUAGAUUUCAAGGGUCUACAAGAGGAGGUUUCCCGGAACAUAGAGGCACUGGCCCAGCUCUCAAAGGAUGUUCAGGUUGUCGUGUUCUCUAGUAUCCUGGUCAUGCUCAGAGAAGGAGAGGAUCUUCAGGACCUGAUGUACACGCUGAAAUUGGACAGCUCAGGUCAUUUGGAUGGCUCUGGUAGUGCCAUCCUAAAGAUACUUCAACAGAAUUCAAGCCAUGCAUUGUCUAAAUCAAAGGAAGCCAUUCUGUAUCUCCUUGAAGCCAUAAUGGUGCUGAGUGACAUCCAACACGAUUUGCUGGCCUGUUCCAUGGAUAAGAGGAUCCUGCUUCAGCAACAGGAGCUGGUAAGGAGCAUCCUGGAGCCAAACUUCAGAGACUCCUGGAGUAUUCCCUUCACCCUCAAGCCGGAGCUCCUUGCCCCACUCCAGAGAGAGGAUUUGGCCAUCACCUAUGGCCUGCUGGAGGAGUGUGGCCUGAGGAUGGAGCUGGAUAGCCUCGGGUCAACCUGGGAUGGAGCUGUGAGGAUGCCCCUCUCUGCCCUCUAUGGGACUCUCUCAUUGCUGCAGCAGCUGGUUGAGGCUUAAGCCCUCCCUGAUGGGCAGUCAGUCCAGAGAUGCUGGCCCCUGCCCAGUCAAUGCUGUGAGUGUCUUUAGGGGUGCAAGAGACAGGGCUGUGCCUCUCUGCUCUUCCAGGUCGAGUAGAGACAGCCAUGGGUAGAGAAUUUAGGAAAUGUUUUGUGGGUGGUGGAAUACUCUAUAUAUUGACAAGGGUUUAUAUAUCUGUCAAAACUCCUCAAAUAGUAUGUUAAAGAUGUAAGCAUUUCAUUAUGUUUAAAUUUUACUUCGAAAUAAUAAAAACAAAUACU